AUGUGGUCGGUCCCGUGUCUGCUGCUGCUGGUGGCGCUGGCGCCCGUCGCGCUGACGUACGAGCGGGCGCCAGCAGCGGGGUACGGCGCCGCCGCGGCGGACGCCCGUCGGCGACCUGCCGACCCCCACCGGCGCCGCGAGCAGGCCCGAACGCGUCCGAACGCCGGCGCCGACGCGCCGAGACGCCGGCCGUCGGCGGAGGCCCCCCUGCUUGACGGGCGCUUCCCGUCGCCCGACGCCGACCGUCCCGGAGCCGCCGAACUCAGCGAGGAGCUGCGGGAGGACCGUACUGUAACACGCCAGGGGAAAUUUCUGUCUCUGCUGACUCUGGUCCGGUUCACCAACUUCGUGUGCAACGGAACGUCUGGCUCCAACGGCACGUGCUACACGGCCGCCCAGUGCUCCAGCCUCGGGGGAGUUGAUGAAGGCAGCUGCGCCGAAGGGUACGGCGUCUGCUGCGUCAUAAUGAAAUCUUGUGGUGAGACGACCAACGUCAACAACACCUAUUUCGUCAACACUAACUACCCGGCGUCGUACGAUGGAACGGGCUCGUGCCAGCUGCAGAUCACCAAGGCCAGCUCCAACAUCUGUCAGCUCAGAUUGGAUUUUGACAUAUUCACCAUAGCGCAACCAGAGACGAGCAACAAUUUGUGCCUCAAUGACCAGUUCGUGGUGGAUGCCGCUGCUCCAGUCCCUUCACUUUGUGGAACCAACACUGGAAAUCACAUGUACAUCGACGCAGGCGUGCAGGGCACCGAUUCACCCAUCACCCUGUCCAUCGUCACAUCGGGCACCUCGUUCGCCCGCACGUGGAAAAUCCGCGUCUCGCAGAUACACUGCAACGAGCUGUACACAGCCGAGCCCAGCUGUUUGCAGUACCACACGGGCGUAUCAGGAAAGAUACAGUCAUUCAACUUCGACUUUACCAAUGGCAACCAGCUCUCCAACCAGGACUACGCCAUCUGCGUGCGCAUGGAGCGUAACUUCUGCGGCAUCCAGUACCAGCCCUGUACCGACGCUGCCAAUGGGAACACUGCGUCCUUCUCGCUGGGGGGCAGCACGACAGCGGUGAACGCCGUCACCGGCAGCAGCUGCAGCACCGACUGGCUCAUCAUCCCCUGCGCCACUGACAACGUGAACACGCCGCUGACGACGAUGAGCGACGGCAACGUGUGCGUGGACCGGCUCUGCGGCGACGUGUUCAACACGGUGUCCGGCUCCACCACCUCGGCCGCCGCCUACAGCUUCACCAAGCCGUUCCGGCUGUACUACCACACGGACUCGCAGGAGGCGGACAGCUCGCCGGCUGAAUCUGACAACCGCGGCUUCUGCCUCGACUACGUGCAGCAGCCCUGCACUUCGUGAAGGGCCGGAGGGGCGCCUCGCCGACGCACUGCUUCAGCGGCUCCGCACUGACCGGCUGACCAGGGCGUCGGGACGACACACGGCGCGGGCGCGGUCUCCGCCGGGCGUCAGGACGCUCUGCAGAACAAUGUCAAACGAGCUGCCUGACUCACUUGUUUUGGGUAUUGUGUUUGCUUUCAAGCACGGGAAAAUGUGAAAGGCUACGUGUGUGUGAGCGGUGGGUGUUUGCACCCUGCAAGUUAUUUAAGAGGUUUUGUGAGAAAAGAAUGGAAACACUUUAAUCCGUGAUAUUUAAAACAGUCCAUGGAUUGUUGCCGUUGACACGUUCCCAUGGAGGAUUGCAGGUGAGCCAGAUUUUCCAUAACGUACAAAGAGAAAACCUGCGUGUACGAGCAUAAAUGGACUGUUUCUUUUGAAAUCGCAUGAAAGGGAUGGAUGCUCAUUGACAUGAUUUUCACGUAUUUAUUGAAUUUGGCUCCCACGAUGAUUGCAUUGCAUGCUGCUUUUAACAUCAUGGAGCGUUAUGAUUUAUAGGACGUGUGUUAGUGUAUCUUUUAGGAGAUUGCUGGUUCUUUUGCCUAACAAAAUACGAAAAAUGGAGA
Molecule: messenger RNA, 1967 nt
Organism: Pollicipes pollicipes
Lineage: Eukaryota; Metazoa; Arthropoda; Thecostraca; Pollicipedomorpha; Pollicipedidae
Exons: 10
Coding region: 1-1365 (454 amino acids)
Source: RefSeq, a predicted model, not a curated record